CCUUCUGGAUCAGUUUCGUUACACGAGUGGACGUUGGUUUGGGCAUACAUAUAUAUGUACAUGUACAAGCAUGUUAUGGCAAGGAGUAGUUUGGUUUUAAAUGAUUACAGCACGUUUAAAAGAACGAAUAGAGCAUAGAAAUUGGCUCGAAAAUUCAUAGUAUGGAUGAGUGGUGGAAACGUUUGCAGGACUUCCGUGUGUCGGAGAAGGUUGGGUUUUUGGUAGAAAAUCCAUUGGACCACCUGUCGGAAUAUUUCCUUCCUUGGGAACAGCUCGGGAAGAAGGCUGCCAAGUUGGAUGCGGGAGAACUGAAAGACCAAGUUAAAAAGUUACCAUGUCUGGACUACACUCGUCUAAGGAGUUAUGAAGAGUACUGUUUAGCCCACAGCCUGUUGUCUACAAUUGCACACUGUUAUGUUUGGCAGGACAGAGAUAAGGGCGUGGUACCUGAGGUUCUUCCAAGGGCUGUUGCUGUUCCUUGGUAUCACGUGUCCCAGUACCUAGGACUUAACCCUGUCUACUGCUACAUGGCAGGUAUGCUGGCUAACUGGAGGAAGGAAUCGGAAGACAGCUGCGACAUUGACAUCAUUUGCGGCGCGCCCGGGACUCCCCACACCGACUGGUUUUUCAAAGUUUCAAUUCAAAUCGAAAUUGACUUUGGCAAGGGAGUCAAGGAUAUAAUUAAAACAUAUCAGUCGUUGGCGACAGGUAAUGACGACGGUUUGAUAGAAGGUUUGCAAGGGAUUGCAGACACCAUUCAGAGGAUGCAACAAACACUGUCCAGAAUGCACGAAAAACAAGACCCUUGGCCUUUUUAUAAUAAACUCCGACCGUUUUUCGAAGGCUGGGGAGCACAAAGCAAAUUUCUCCCGGAAGGACUGAUAUACGAAGGUGUCAGCGAUUCACCGUUACAAUACUUGGGAGGGAGCGCCGCCCAGAGUUCAACCAUCCAGACCUUUGACGCCAUACUUGGGGUCAAACACGGCAGGUAAUGGACUAGUACUAUACAGUAUCUGCUAAUGAGCACGUGCGAGUAAAAUUAUGAAAAACAAACUUUAUAACGUCCACUGAAGGUUAAGAUUUUUUUUUUUUUUUUGAAAAUUUUAAAUUUUUGUUAUAGUUACUGUAUGUGCAUGACUAUACUAAAUACGCAGAUAAGGGAGGGCAAUAAACGAUACAAAAAAAAAAAA
Lingula anatina is the source of this 1190-nucleotide messenger RNA. Its product is annotated as myoglobin-like. Gene Ontology annotation, biological process: 'de novo' NAD+ biosynthetic process from L-tryptophan. Lineage: Eukaryota; Metazoa; Brachiopoda; Lingulata; Lingulida; Lingulidae. Gene Ontology annotation, cellular component: cytoplasm. The record is from RefSeq and is a predicted model, not a curated record. Gene Ontology annotation, molecular function: indoleamine 2,3-dioxygenase activity; heme binding; L-tryptophan 2,3-dioxygenase activity.